This is a messenger RNA of Ixodes scapularis (black-legged tick), 2499 nucleotides long. RefSeq lists its product as uncharacterized. The coding region runs from base 1 to 2499 and encodes 832 amino acids. The record is from RefSeq and is a predicted model, not a curated record. NCBI's taxonomy places the organism in Eukaryota, Metazoa, Arthropoda, Arachnida, Ixodida, Ixodidae. Gene Ontology annotation, cellular component: plasma membrane. The transcript has 6 exons.
AUGGCGACUUGCGUCCUUCAAGAGCCGCACGAGGACGACCGCUGCAACCGCACGGUCGACAUCUACCAGGGCGUCGAGAGCCCUCCCGUGACGGAGCGGAACCAGGGCCGUCCGCUGCACUGCACCUACCGAAUUCGGGUGAGGCCAGCCCGCGACGACUGGGUCGUCUUCGUCCGCUUCACCAGGCUUCGGAUCGGGGAGCCCACGGAAGACCGGCAGAGGUGCGACGGAGGCUACGUGCAGAUCGUGGACGGCUACAGGGACUCGAACCACUCAAACCGCGACGCGCCGGGCUUCUACUGCGGCGAGAUCGACUCGCCCAAGACGUUCAUCUCUGAGACGCCGCACGUGAAGAUCGUGUUCCAUGCGGACAGUUACGGCCAAGACACGUACAUGCACUUCGACGCCUCCGUCAAGCAGCAGGGAGAAGUGUCUUCGAGGUAUGGCCAGUACUCCCAACUUUAUCCGAACCGCCGUGGAGUUCCAGUUCAGAACACCUACUGCCAUCGGACGUUCCGGGACUGUUCCCCCGGACGCUGUUUUGUACAGUCCCCUGGAUACCCGGGAAUCUACCCGCGGAACCUGGUCUGCAAAUACCGCAUCAGCGUCCGCCAGAACCUCGUCGGUCUCGACCUCACGACGUUCGACGUCGACGGCCUCCGCUGUGACAACCUCCUCAUGUGCUUCCCGCGGCCCAUCACAAAAGAUCCGAGCCGGUGUCCGUACGACUACGUCAAGGUCUACGACGGUCCCACCGAGGAUUUCCCGGCUAUCGCUACACUCUGCGGCCGCGGGCGUCUUAAGUCCAACAUCGUUGCCACGGGCACCGAGAUGCUGGUUACCUUUCUCACGUCACCCGCUGGUCCACUGCUUAACACGGGAUUCCACUUCAAAGCGGACACCGUGUUCGACGCGGGGGAUGGGGAACACAUCCAGCUCAAAAAUGGAACAUGCCUGAUGGAGAGAAAGCUGAGCGGACCCGCCAUCUUUGCUAGUCCUCGUUCGUGGUACCCCAUCAACACGACUUGCUCGUACAAGUUUACCGCUCCUCCGGGAGAACUGGUCAGAAUUGAGUUCCUCUGGUUCAGAGUGGAAAGGGUGACACUCUGCGACGAAGCGCUGCGAAUUUACGAUUCGCUCAAGCCGGACCCGCGCUACAUCAUCACCAAGCUGUGCGACACCAACAAGCCAAGGACGGAGCAGCCGAGAGCAGUCUUUGAGUCCACGGGACCUGGUCUUCUUCUGCAGUUCACCAGCAAAACGGGGAGCCUGGAUGGCGCGUCCAUCAGCUUCGGCUUCGAGGUUCGGCACAUCAACGCCGCCAUCUACGACAACAGGGUCAGCCCCCUGGCAUGCAACAGGCGCUUCGCGGCCGGCGAGGCCGACUCUCCGUCCCGAGGAACGUUGGCCGUCCACUUCGGCGACUUCGCCGAGCACGCUCAAGCGGUCACGUGCAACUAUACGUUCGAUGCGAGGUCGUGGCCCCAUGGGAGGAUACAACUGACUGUGGCAUCCAUCUUCGAGACAAGGACUGACCAUUGCGACCUGUGUCCGAGGGACGGUCCUGGAAGAGUUGAGAUCAUUGCAGAGACGCGCUACGAGCGGCCGACCUGUCUCUGCAACGUGGGAAGGUACCGCACCCACCGCAUUGUGUCCACGGGGCCGGUCCUGCAACUCUCGCUCUACUUGAAGCCUACGCCGGAAUGGAAACGAAUAAGCGCAUCCGCGCUCAAAGACAGGCUGCUAGAAGUGUCCUUUACAUUCUACUCCGAUACCCGUUGCGGAGCGGAGCGUCUCGAGUUGGAUUUGCAGGGCUCCUUGAGAUUCCCAGCUGCCCAGCCGCCAUACCGACUGAGCCAGAGCUACGGCUUCUCCGAAGACGUUCUCGGAGGCGGUGGCCCCCUGUACUGCCGGUGGCAGGCUCCGGUGCUGUCCAACCAUGACGUGUCCUUCAGGCUCGAGGGCUUCCACGCCGUCACCAACAACUGCACCACGAACUACCUCCUGGUCGACGACGUGGUGCUCUGCCCCAACCCUCCUGUGGUGCAUUCCGUGCUGCUGCACAGGGAAAACAUCCUGAACGCCCAGGUGCCGCUCGAGUUCAGAUCCUCGGACGCAGCCACCACCAACUUCUCUCUCUGGUGGACCCAAGUCAAGAUCCUCCCGACCCCUUCGACACCGGACACCCUGGUGUCCCUCAGCAAGGAGUGCGAGUUCCUCUGCGCUACGAGCAUGGUCUGCAUCAAGAAGGAACUGGUCUGCAACGGCGUGCCCAACUGCCCGCAACGGCUGCCCGACGGAACUCACCCACAGAGCCCUCCGGAGGAACUGCUGCAGUCAGCCGCGGACGAAGAUGCUCUUCUGUGCGCCGCCGAUAGGGCCACGGUCCAGGUGUACUGGUGGAUCAUCGGUGUCGGCCUGGUGAUCUGCCUGAGUGUCGUGGUGGGGUUCGUUUUCUCCGUGUUUCGACGCUGUAGGGCCGGAAGACAUCGCUUUUGA